Molecule: messenger RNA, 709 nt
Organism: Mytilus californianus (California mussel)
Lineage: Eukaryota; Metazoa; Mollusca; Bivalvia; Mytilida; Mytilidae
Product: 60S ribosomal protein L13a-like
Exons: 7
Coding region: 57-668 (203 amino acids)
Biological process (GO): translation; negative regulation of translation
Cellular component (GO): ribosome; cytosolic large ribosomal subunit
Molecular function (GO): mRNA binding; structural constituent of ribosome
Source: RefSeq, a predicted model, not a curated record
UCCUGUUUCUCGUGAAUUUAAUAUUGUGAACCCCGUAGUACUUCCUUUUUUUCAACAUGGGUUUCACGGAGAAGCCCAUCAUCAUUGAUGCCAGGGGGCAUUUAAUGGGACGUUUAGCUGCAGUAGUUUCCAAAACAAUUUUACAAGGACAAAGAGUGGUUGUUGUAAGAUGUGAAGGUAUCAACAUCUCUGGCAACUUCUUUAGAUCUAAGUUGAAGUAUCUUGACUACCUGAAGUUAAGAUGUAAUGUCAAGCCAUCCCGUGGCCCAUUUCAUUUUAGAGCUCCAAGCAAAGUAUUUUACAAAACAGUUAGAGGAAUGGUACCACAUAAACAAACCAGAGGAAAGGAAGCUCUGGCCAGACUAAAAGUGUUUGAGGGUAUUCCCCCACCAUACGACAAACAAAAGAGACAAGUGGUACCAUCUGCACUCAAAGUACUGAGACUGAAUCCAAUGAGGAAGUACUGUGAUCUGAACAGACUGUCACAUGAAGUUGGAUGGAAGUACCAGAGGGUUGUCUCAUCAUUGGAAGCCAGACGUAAAGUCAAAUCAAAGAGAUUCUAUGAGAGAAAGAAGAAAAUAGAGGCACUCCGAGAAAAGGCAAAGAAGAAUAUUGCAAAGAAAAUAUCACCAUACCAGAAAGUUAUAGAAAGCUAUGGCUACCAUUAAAAGACAAUAAACCUUCUGGAAAGAAUAAAUGAUUUUAUUAA